Tachyglossus aculeatus (Australian echidna) is the source of this 1361-nucleotide messenger RNA. It is a transcript of the gene PSMC4, whose product is annotated as proteasome 26S subunit, ATPase 4. NCBI's taxonomy places the organism in Eukaryota, Metazoa, Chordata, Mammalia, Monotremata, Tachyglossidae. Gene Ontology annotation, biological process: proteasome-mediated ubiquitin-dependent protein catabolic process. Gene Ontology annotation, cellular component: proteasome regulatory particle, base subcomplex. The record is from RefSeq and is a predicted model, not a curated record. Bases 15 to 1271 code for a protein of 418 amino acids. Gene Ontology annotation, molecular function: ATP binding; ATP hydrolysis activity; proteasome-activating activity. The transcript is spliced from 11 exons.
GGCAUUCGGGAGCCAUGGAGGAGAUCGGGAUCCUGGUGGAGAAGGCACAGGAUGAAGCCCCCGCCCUGGCCGUGUCCCGACCUCACACGGCCCUGUCCUUCCUGGGCCCGGAACCCGAGGACCUGGAGGACUUGUACAGCCGCUACAAGAAGCUACAGCAGGAGCUGGAGUUUCUGGAGGUGCAGGAGGAGUACAUCAAAGAUGAGCAGAAGAACCUGAAGAAGGAGUUUCUCCACGCUCAGGAGGAGGUCAAGCGGAUCCAGAGCAUCCCGCUGGUCAUCGGCCAGUUCCUGGAGGCCGUGGACCAGAACACAGCCAUCGUGGGCUCCACCACCGGCUCCAACUACUAUGUGCGCAUCUUGAGCACUAUCGACCGGGAGUUGCUGAAACCCAAUGCCUCGGUUGCUCUGCACAAGCACAGCAACGCGCUGGUGGAUGUGCUGCCUCCCGAGGCCGACAGCAGUAUCAUGAUGCUUACCUCAGACCAGAAGCCAGAUGUGAUGUAUGCGGACAUUGGUGGGAUGGACAUCCAGAAGCAGGAGGUGCGGGAGGCCGUGGAGCUGCCCCUGACCCAUUUUGAACUGUACAAGCAGAUUGGGAUCGAUCCCCCCCGAGGGGUGCUGAUGUACGGCCCCCCGGGCUGUGGCAAGACGAUGCUGGCGAAGGCUGUGGCUCAUCACACUACGGCGGCGUUCAUCCGAGUGGUGGGCUCCGAGUUCGUCCAGAAGUACCUGGGUGAGGGUCCUCGCAUGGUGAGGGAUGUGUUCCGCCUCGCCAAAGAGAACGCCCCCGCGAUCAUCUUCAUUGACGAGAUUGAUGCCAUCGCCACCAAGAGAUUUGAUGCCCAGACUGGGGCUGACCGUGAGGUUCAGAGGAUCCUCUUGGAGCUGCUCAACCAGAUGGAUGGAUUCGACCAGAACGUCAAUGUCAAGGUGAUCAUGGCCACGAACCGGGCCGACACGUUGGAUCCCGCCCUGCUGCGGCCUGGCCGCCUGGACCGCAAGAUCGAAUUCCCCUUGCCGGACCGGAGGCAGAAGCGCCUCAUAUUCUCCACCAUCACCAGCAAGAUGAACCUGUCUGAGGAGGUCGACCUGGAGGACUAUGUUGCUCGACCGGACAAGAUCUCAGGAGCCGACAUCAACUCCAUCUGCCAGGAGGGCGGCAUGCUGGCCGUGCGUGAGAACCGCUACAUCGUCCUGGCCAAGGACUUCGAGAAGGCAUACAAGACGGUCAUCAAGAAAGACGAGCAGGAGCACGAGUUUUACAAGUGACCCUCUGGCCUUCCGUCCUCCGUUCCCCCUCCAUUUUCCUCCCUUCCCCCCUUGCGUUCAACCUCUUCAAUAAACAGUAAACAAACUGGA